Arabis nemorensis is the source of this 1593-nucleotide messenger RNA. The record is from the annotation of a GenBank genome assembly. Lineage: Eukaryota; Viridiplantae; Streptophyta; Magnoliopsida; Brassicales; Brassicaceae.
AUGAAAUAUUCAACAACGCCAUUGCUUGCUUUAAUCUUCUUUUUCGUCAUCAUAUUGGAAUCAAACUCAUCCUUGGCAAAUCCCGAGACUUUCAUACAAUGCCUAACCACAAAUUCCGACCCCAAACAUCCCAUUUCCUCCGUCGUGUUCUUCGCCGGAAACCGCUCCUACUCCACCGUACUAGAAGCCAAUAUCCGUAACCUCCGUUUCAACACCUCCACAACUCCAAAACCCUUCCUCAUAAUCGCCGCAACACAUGAAUCGCACGUCCAAGCCGCGGUUACUUGCGGCCGACGUCACAACCUCCAGAUGAAGAUCAGAAGCGGCGGCCACGACUACGACGGUUUGUCAUACGUUACGUACUCUGGCAAACCGUUCUUCGUCCUCGACAUGUUUAAUCUCCGGUCGGUUGAUGUUGAUACGGCGACUAAAACCGCGUGGGUCCAAACCGGUGCCAUUCUUGGAGAAGUUUAUUACUAUAUAUGGGAAAAGAGCAAAACCCUAGCUUAUCCCGCCGGUAUUUGUCCUACGGUUGGUGUCGGUGGCCAUAUUAGCGGCGGAGGUUAUGGUAACAUGAUGAGAAAAUUCGGUCUCACCACCGACAAUACUAUCGAUGCAAGAAUGGUCGACGUCAAUGGGAACAUUUUGGAUAGAAAAUUGAUGGGAGAAGAUCUAUUUUGGGCAAUAAACGGAGGAGGAGGAGGAAGCUACGGCGUCGUUUUAGCUUACAAAAUAAACCUCGUCGAAAUCCCUCAAAACGUCACCGUUUUCAGAAUCUCCCGUACUUUAGAGCAAAACGCGACGGAGAUCGUUCACCGGUGGCAAACAGUCGCGCCGGAGCUUCCCGACGAGCUUUUCAUAAGAAUAGUCCUCGACGUCGUAAACGGCACCGUUUCGUCUACAAAGACCGUUAGAUCAAGUUUCGUAGCUAUGUUCCUCGGAGACACAACUACGCUACUGUCGAUAUUAAACCGGAUAUUACCAGAACUGGGUUUAGUCCGGUCUGACAUAACCGAAACGAGCUGGAUCCAAUCGGUGCUUUUCUGGACGAAUCUCCGAGUAGGUUCAUCGGAAAAACUUCUCCUCCAGAGGAAUCAAACCGUGAAUUACCUCAAAAGGAAAUCAGAUUACGUUCGUGAACCGAUUUCAAAAACCGGUUUAGAAUCGAUUUGGAAGAAAAUGAUCGAGCUAGAAAUUCCGACAAUGGCUUUCAAUCCAUACGGCGGAGCAAUGGCGAAGAUUUCGUCGACGGUGACUCCAUUUCCGUACAGAGCAGGGAAUCUAUGGAAGAUUCAAUACGGUGCGAAUUGGAGAGAAGAUGGAUUAACGAACCGGUACAUGGAAUUGACGAGGGAGUUGUACCGGUUUAUGACUCCUUUUGUUACCAAGAAUCCGAGACAAUCGUUUUUCAAUUAUCGUGAUGUUGAUUUGGGGAUUAAUUCUCACGAAAGUAAAAUCAAGAGCUAUGUUGAAGGUAAACGUUACGGUAAGAAAUAUUUCGCGGGAAAUUUCGAGAGGUUGGUGAAGAUUAAGACUAGAGUUGAUAGUGGUAAUUUCUUCAGGAACGAACAGAGUAUUCCUGUAUUACCAUAG